UGUUCCCUACACGCCAUGUACAAGUCACACACAGCACCGUCCCUCACAUCACCACAGCUCAGUGCUGGAUCAUGCGCAGUGCUCGCCCACAGCCGCCGCUCCGUGUGGGAUGGCGGUGCCGCAGCACGCAGGUGCGGCCGGGCGGGGCGGCGCGGCGCAGGUGCGGUUCGGCGGGGCGGUUCGGUUCGUCGUGGCGGUGCGGUUCUGCCGCGGGCCAUGUCUCGCAGCGCCGUCUCGUCCCCCUCCGGGGCCGCCACCCCGUUCCCGCCGCCCCCGCUGCCGCUGCAGCCGCCGUUCGGUCCGGACGCGGUGCCGGGCGGCGGGCAGGCCGAGCUGAAGCCGGUGCGGCGCUUCAUCCCCGACUCGUGGAAGAACUUCUUCAAGGGGAAGCGCGGCCGCUCGUCGGGCUGGGACAGCGCGGCGUCCGACAUGAGGUACGUGUCGGACGGGACGCCGUGCUCGCCGCCCGCAUCGCCCGGCCUGACGCGGGUGCGGCCCGGCUGCUCGUCGCAGGAAGCCGAGGCCAUGCUGCGAGGGGACUCGCUGGGCGCGCCCACCGGCAUGACGUACAGCGAGCAGGUGGAGGCCUACCGGCAGCGAUACGCCUACAUGAAGUCCUGGGCCGGGCUGCUGAGGCUGCUCGGUGUGGCCGAGCUGCUGCUGGGAGCCGCCGUGUUCGCCUGCGUGACCGCCUACGUGCACAAGGAUAACGAGUGGUACAACAUGUUCGGGUACUCGCAGCCCUACAACUACGGCACGGCCUAUGGUGGGUAUUAUUACAGCGGGCCCAAAACGCCCUUCGUGCUGGUGGUGGCUGGAGUGGCGUGGAUCGUCACCAUCGUGCUGCUGGUGCUCGGCAUGUCCAUGUACUACCGCACCAUCCUCCUCGAUUCCAACUGGUGGCCGCUGACCGAGUUUGGCAUUAACGUGGCCAUGUUCCUUCUGUACAUGUCUGCUGGCAUCGUGUACGUCAAUGACAUCAACCGAGGGGGGCUCUGCUAUUACCAGCUGUUUAAGACACCGAUAAACGCCUCUUUUUGCCGUGUGGAAGGAGGUCAGACGGCAGCAGUCAUCUUCCUGUUCGUCACGGUGGUCGUCUACCUGAUCAGUGCUCUGGUUUCCCUGAAGCUGUGGAGGCACGAAACAGCCAGGAGGCACAGGGAGCAGAUGGAACAAGAGAUGAAAACACAGUUGUCGUUACCGGACAAGAAGUAUACUGAAAGUGACAACACAGCAAGAGAAGAGGUUGCUUACAGGCAGCUUAAAUCAAUGGAAAGGAAACCAGAGCUCCUUAAUGGUCAUAUACCUGCAGGCCACAUUCCUAAACCUAUAGUGAUGCCAGACUACUUAGCGAAAUACCCAGCAAUUCAAACAAAUGAAAUGCGAGACCGAUAUAAAGCGGUGUUCAAUGAUCAGUUUGCUGAGUACAAAGAACUGUCUGUGGAAGUUCAUGCUGUACUAAAGAAGUUUAAUGAGCUAGAAGCAUUGAUGAGACAACUUCCUCACCACCCUGGAAGCGUAUAUGAACAGGAAAGGAUAUCAAAAGUUCUGCAAGAAUACGAGAAGAAGAAAAAUGAUCCUGCAUUUCUGGAGAAAAAGGAGCGUUGUGAAUACCUAAAGAAUAAGCUUUCUCACAUAAAGCAACGAAUUCAGGACUAUGAUAAAAUUAUGAACUGGAAAGUACAAAUUUAGAAGUGCCUUGAGCUUGGAUGUAAUAUUUUUCUAGUUUUUAAAUCAAUAUGUGUAUUUUAAAGUAUUUAUUUACUCUCAGAUCUGUAUACUUUCAGCGGGGAUAACAGCUGCCUGAUCACUUCAUUAGGUAUUGUAUGUUACCGAUAGGGUCUAUAUGCAGAUUCAGUUAUAAAUCUGUGUAACGAAUUCAGAUACGUUUAGGAUACCAGUGUUAACAUUCUGCUUUCUUCAGGCAAUACAUAGAAUUGCCUCUUAAUUAAGUAUACCUUAUUUGGAAAGUUGGAAUAUCCACUAGAAAAGGCAAUUCUAAGCACUGUCAAAAGCAUGCAUACAAAUACUGUAAUGAUACAGGUGACAUCUUAAUGAUAUCAAGAGUUGCAUUGUUCUCUGUGGCUGGGGUUUGGUAGAGUAUUUGAUCACACUGAGGAGUUUCAGCAAGUAGGAAAUGAGUUUUACAAGUCAGCUGCAUUUUUAAAUGCACCAUAGUACAUAAGAGAUGACUGGGAAUUUUGCCUAAUAAGAAAUGCAGAAUGAGUUCCUAUGUAAGCAGUGAUUAUAUGCUCUUUUUUUCUAAUUGUUGUUGUUUUGUUUGCAUGCUCCUCUGCAGAGGUGAUGCAGCAAACUCAGAAGUGACCUUAAAAGAUUAAAAGAAGAGCAGCGUUGAGCAUUCCACAUUCAGCAUUCCACUGGUGUUGCUGUAGUUGCAGGAUAAUCUGCAUAUAUUUCUGGGACAUUUCAGUGGGCUUCUACUGGGCUAAAUAAAGAAACAGUACUUCUCUCUGUCAGCAAGAAACUGGACUUUUCACUGUAGCCCAGUUUAAUUUAUGUAAAUGCUGCUGUUUGUGAACUUAUUCAGAGAUUAAGUACAACAAAAUUAAUUCUCAAUGUAUAAAUUAUUAGCAUCUUUUAUAAGGCCAGGAAUGUUUUCUUUCCUAGUGUGUAUCUUUAUAAAUUCAAUAUAAAUUUUCAUCUGUGAUGGGGCUAUAGGUUUAUAUAUGCGAAUUUUCACACAAGCCAGAGAAUUUUCUCUUUUUAUCCUUUUUCACACCUUUUUUUAAAAAAAACCUUUUUUUUACAUAGUAAAAUUUCUGGAAGCAUUAAUAGUUUCCUUGUACAGUUUUAUAUAAUUGCAAAUGGACUGUUUUUCUGAAAUGCAUUUUAGUUUCAUUAAAGAAAUGAAACAACUUAAUGAUGUUGAUCCAUUGCUUAUAUAAUCACAUCAUUGUUAAAAUAUAUGUUGCCACUGUUGCUCAGUAUUGAAAACACACUAAUACACCUAACUCUGAGCUUUAUUUCUGGUUUGAUUUUUGAGCUCUUAUUGUCACUUAUAUUGCAAUCUUGAGGUUACAGCUUACUCCCAUACUUAGAAAAUUGACUUUCCAUUAUCAGCCACUUUAAUCCCAUGAGUUUUAGAAGGUAGAGUUAAUAAUACAAGACACCAUGAGAGAGUUAGAACAUUUGGCACCUCCUCAUUUGAUGGGCUUCAGCCUUCACCAUCUGUAAGAUCUCUCAGUAUUACUCUGUCUGAGGUCUUACAUUCUGUUUUCUUUCUUUUCUCAGUUGUCUCAGGUUCAGGUUUCUCUCCUUUUUAAAGAAGAGAAGUCCCCUCUACCUUAUGAAGUGCCUGGCCCUAGUGUUCUAUACCUGCUGUAGUGUAUGCAUUCUAAAGGACAAGCUUUUGUUUGAAAGCUUCCUGUCCAAGUCCCUUCAAUCUAAAUGCUCUUUUGCUUUAUACUUGGCUUUUUUGUCAGUGGAAACUCUAGGCUUUCCAAUCUGUACCAAAUGUAUAAGCAAAAGGAAGUCAUUUUUUUAACGUUAUACACAGUUGAUGGCUAUGAUGCACAGAUUGCAGCAAGUUUACUACACAGGAGGUGUUUGUGUGCUCUGACCAUCUUCAUGUCCCUCUUCUGGACCUACUCAACAGCUCUGCAUCUUUCUCAUGAUGGGGUUCCCAACCUGGGUGUGGUAUUUUGGUGAGGUCUCAGAAGGUCGAAGAAGAGAGAAACAACCAGUGUCAUCCACAAACUUACUGGGGAUGCACUCAAUCCCACUGUAAUUCAUGAAAACACUGUACGGUUUUGCUCCCUGUACAGACUCAUGAGAGACAGAACUUGUUUCUGGUUUCAGUUUGGACAUUGAACUGCUGACUCUAGCUCCCUGGAUGUAUACAAAAAGCCAGUCCUUUAUUCAUCCAACAAAUACAUAUUUCUCCAAUUUAGAGGCAAGAGUGUUGGGGGAGAGGGACAUAUCAAGGCUUUACAGAAGGUUCUGCACCCCUAGUAGACCUUUCUGCCAUAAGAGCACUUAUUUUCAGCCUCCCUUUGAAAGUGAUCUGAGUUUCAGUUUCUGAUGGCUUCUGGACCUUCAGACAAUGUCUACAACCUCUGCAGAACUAUCGUGCUUCUCUUCCUGCUGAUUUUCCAGCAUAGAUUUUGGAGAAAUCAAGAUUCGUGCGAUAGGAAUUGGUUGCUGUGUGAGCUUUCCAGGAGUGUGAAUUUUCAAGCUGUAUUUCAUAAAUGGCUCUGUAUAUUUUUGCACAAAUAAAGCAUUGUCUAAUAAAUGUGA
Molecule: messenger RNA, 4257 nt
Organism: Coturnix japonica (Japanese quail)
Lineage: Eukaryota; Metazoa; Chordata; Aves; Galliformes; Phasianidae
Gene: MARVELD2
Product: MARVEL domain containing 2
Biological process (GO): bicellular tight junction assembly
Cellular component (GO): cytoplasmic vesicle; apical plasma membrane; bicellular tight junction
Source: RefSeq, a predicted model, not a curated record